GGUGUGUAAGAAUAAUGCGCGAUGAUUGGCGGGAGAUAAUUCAACGCAGCAUCAACAUAAACACGGACAAUCAGAGAGACAGCAAGAGAAAGUUGAACAAUGUCGUUACGAGGCAUUUUUAAGAUUAUUCACCGCUCUAAUUUAAGGACAUUGCACUCACGUGUCCCUUUAAACAGAAUUUGUGUGAAAUCAUCCUCAGCUUCUCACACACACUAUAGUAGCAGCAGCACAGAGGGCAUCAGCCGCUAUCCUGUACCCAACAAGAAGAAUCUGCCUUUUGAUAUUGUUGAACUGAUGGAGGAAGUUGAAGAGAAGGGUGGAUUUCUCCCCAACGUGUUUAGGGUUCUGUCUCAUCGUCCUGCUGAGUUUCGUGCUUUCUUUUCUUAUUAUAAUGCCCUCAUGAACAAGGAAACUGGUGGUCUGUCAAAAGCGGAUCGGGAGCUGAUUGUUGUCGCAACCAGUGCUCACAAUAACUGCCUGUAUUGUGUAGUAGCCCACAGUGCAUUGCACCGCAUCUAUUCCAAAAAACCUAUGCUGGCUGACCAGGUAACAGUGAAUUACAAAGUUGCCGAGCUAACAGCCCGUGAGCGAGCAAUGCUUGACUUUGCUUUGACAGUAUGCAGGAGCGAAACAACAACUGAAGAACAUUUCAGCACUCUGGAGACUCAUGGAUUUGACCGUGAAGAUAUUUGGGACAUUGCUGCCAUUGCUGCUUUUUUUGCCAUGUCCAACCGCUUGGCCCACCUGACUGAUAUGAGACCUAAUAAGGAGUUCUACAGUAUGGGCCGAGUGCCAAAAGAUAAAGCAAAAAAGUCUGACGGGCAAGCAAAAGGGGAUUAGGAUAAUAUCAGGUUAAUUUUUCACAACAGUAGAUAAAUACAAAAAUAUGCCUUUCAAAUGUCACCCUUUUAUGACACUUGCACUACUGUAUGCACCUUUUGGUUUUGUGGUAUUGUAAUUGAUACUAAAAUACAGUUACACACAUAAUUAAUAGAUUUUUUAAGUAUCAUUUGUCAGUCUUUGAAUUCUAUUAGUCUUUUUUUUUUUGCUCAUUUAUUAAAAGGAGAAUAUCUUGAAUCUAGUUGCAGAAAUACAGUCCUGAAUAAAACAUCCUUUGAUAAAAAGUUUGUAAUUCAUUUGGAUCUUUUCAUUUACGGCUCUGUGCAGUCUGAUUUUAUUCACUUAAGAUUACCAGUUGGAUAUCUUUGUUAAACACAUGAUAAAAAAUAUCAAAAUGUUAAAAUCAAUUUUAUAUAUCAUAUAUAAACAUCAUAAAUAUAAAGUAUUGUUUUUUAUAAGUUAUUUAUCUGUGUGCUGUGCUUCCUUAUUUUCUUUAAAGGGGUCAUAGUGUGAAACUCUGACUUUUUCCAUGUUUAAGUGCUAUAAUUGGGUCCCCAGUGCUUCUAUUAACCUAGAAAAUGUGAAUAAGAUCAACCCAGUAACUUAGUUUUGGUAAAUCAUUCUCUGCAAGCAUGUGGAAAAAAUAAAUCAUUGAAAUUUGGCUCCCCUUGUGAUGUCAGAAAGGGGAUAAUAACACCCCUUAAUCUGCACCCUCCAACCACAGCACUGCCAUUUAGUUAAAAAUAACCCAGCCGUUUUUAGAGUGUAAUGUCUUACCAGUAAGCUGCAAUAGCAACGCAUGUUGCAGUUAAACUACUGUUUACGGUUUUGCUAUGGCCCGGUUAGCUUACAUACUUGCUUAAAUGAGUGUAAAAAUGUUAGUGUCGUUUUUAUAAGUUGGACUAAAGAUGAAUGAUGUGUAGUGAUGUCAGUGUUUAAACUUUUAAUAUACUGUCAGUGAUUCAUGUUAAUAAGUGGUUAAAGCAUGUUGCACUACUGUUUACAGUUUUACUAUGGCCCGGUUAGCUUACAAACUUAAAAUAGCUGUUGUGUUAGUUUUGGUGCAGUUUAUCUGUAACAUAUAACCAUGUAA
Messenger RNA from Paramisgurnus dabryanus, 1933 nucleotides. RefSeq lists its product as uncharacterized. NCBI's taxonomy places the organism in Eukaryota, Metazoa, Chordata, Actinopteri, Cypriniformes, Cobitidae. Gene Ontology annotation, molecular function: peroxiredoxin activity. The record is from RefSeq and is a predicted model, not a curated record.